CACUGGCAACUGCUGAUGCAUUCCCCAACCAAACUGACGUCAUGUGGGAAGGGCCCAGGCUGGGGCCGGGCUAUAAAAUGGUGCUCCUCUACGUUGCAGUUCAUUCACAAAUAGUCGCCGUGGAUUACUCCGACCCGACAAGAGGCUCCUUCCUCAGGCCGCUCUGACCCAAGUCAACCAAAGCAAUUUUUGUCUAAGCGAUUCAGACAAUGAAAAUGUCUGCGGCCGAGAUCUCCCAGGUGCUCAAAGAGGGUGAGCUGGAGAAGAGGAGCGACAACCUGCUCCAAUUCUGGAAGAGGAAGACGUGUGUCCUGACCCCCGACAGCCUCAACAUGUACACCGACACCCACAAGCGCUCCCGGGGCAAAGAGCUCAAGUUGCAAUGCAUCAAGAAGGUGGACUGCGUGGAGCGCACCGGCAAGUUUGUCUACUUCACCAUCGUCACGACUGACAACAAGGAGAUCGACUUCCGCUGCCCGGGCGAGGACAACUGCUGGAAUGCGGUGAUCACCAUGGCCCUCAUCGAUUACCAGAACCGCAAGGCCAUCCAGGACUUUAAGACACGCCAGGACAACGAGAGCACGUCGCCGGGCCAGCAGGAGCGUCGCAUGGCGAGGGCACCGUGAGGCCCCCGCCUCCUCGCCUCACUCUUUCCCUCGACCACCUAAUAGGGGUGUGUGCCUGUGGACCACACAAGAAAUAAUCAUUCAAGGACCAACCAGAAGGGAACGAUGACGUCACCCGGUCCAGAGAUGAAGGAUUGCGGACUGAGCUGUCACAAUGACGCUCACAAAUCCAGCAGACAUUUUCCAAACUCCAUUCACAUGGAUUAAGAUUCUCUCACUGGAGGGAACAAAAAAAGAUAUUUGUUAAUUUAUUGGUUUCCAGCAUAUUGUGUCUCAUGGUAAAAAACUGCACUUGUAUUGUUUAAAUUAUUUGCUUGUUUCAAAGCAUGAUACAUUUUUGUAUUUAUUUCAAUAAAUAUGUGUAUCUUUUUCACAAAAUCUGAAACUUUUCAUUGCUGCUGUCGAAAUAGGCUUGUUACUUUUUUUCAGUCAUUGCACAUGAUGAGUUUAUUUCACCCAUUGUGCCUGGUUGUCAGAAGAGUGACUUUUGUUUUUAAAUACAAAUCAGUUUU
Messenger RNA from Syngnathoides biaculeatus (alligator pipefish), 1138 nucleotides. RefSeq names its product pleckstrin homology-like domain, family A, member 2 (gene phlda2). The coding region runs from base 210 to 626 and encodes 138 amino acids. Gene Ontology annotation, molecular function: phosphatidylinositol phosphate binding. The transcript is spliced from 2 exons. The record is from RefSeq and is a predicted model, not a curated record. Lineage: Eukaryota; Metazoa; Chordata; Actinopteri; Syngnathiformes; Syngnathidae. Gene Ontology annotation, biological process: positive regulation of apoptotic process.